Alosa sapidissima (American shad) is the source of this 3128-nucleotide messenger RNA. It is a transcript of the gene sec22c, whose product is annotated as SEC22 homolog C, vesicle trafficking protein. Bases 202 to 1113 code for a protein of 303 amino acids. The transcript has 7 exons. The record is from RefSeq and is a predicted model, not a curated record. NCBI's taxonomy places the organism in Eukaryota, Metazoa, Chordata, Actinopteri, Clupeiformes, Clupeidae. Gene Ontology annotation, biological process: endoplasmic reticulum to Golgi vesicle-mediated transport.
ACACACAGCACAGCACAACAGUGAACUGUCAAAGUCUUACAAUAAUCAAGGCGUGUACAGAUAUCGAGAAUAUCCAACUGUCUUUACAAUGCCCGCGCCAGUUCAAAUCAAUAUAUCUUGCAUGGUAUUUGACGCUUGAAAAUUCUGUGAUAAAAUGAAUCUAAAGAAGAGACUGUCCAUGCCUAAGGGCCAGCCAGGAGCAUGCCACUGAUCUUUUUCGCCUUCGUGGCGCGGGUCGGAGAUGGGCUCCCACUCUCGGCCUCAACAGACUUCCAGCACAACCGGGAGCUGCAGGAGCGCAAGCAGCAGCUGAAGGUCAUCUCCAAGUCACUGGCACUCUUCCCAGAGCGAGGGACAGUCAAGGGUCAUGACCUCCACAUCUACUUCCUGUCAACUGAGGGUGUGUCCUACAUGGCGGUGUGCUCCUGCCGGCUCCCUGCCGCCAUGGCCUUCUGCUUCCUUGAGGACGUCCGCUGGGAAUUCUCAGCCCGCUUCGAUGGCUCGGCGGUCGCCCUGGCAAGCAGGCCCUAUCCGUUCCUGGAAUUCGACAACAUCAUUCAGAAGCUGAAGCAGCAUUAUAACCAGAGUGGUGGGCCCUCGUUAGGGGUGACCCUAGCGGAGGUGCAGGACGAACUGAGGGUCAGCCCUCCCCAAAUCGUCAACCUGGAGGACGUACAGCUCGGCAACGGAGCCGCCAAUGGCCAUGCUGAACAAGUGCCUGGAACUGGGCCUAACCAGAGACUGGAGCCAGUGUCGGCCCCAGGGAUCCUUUCUCUAGUGCUCAACAUCAUGUGUGCCGCCCUUAACCUUAUCAGGGGCGUCCACCUUAUUGAGUAUACUUUCCAGGAUGACUAUGAUGGCAUAUGGAAUGUAGUUGCCUUUCUUUUGGCUUUUCUUUGCUGUGUUUGCCAGUGUCAGCUUUACCUAUUCCACUCCUCUCUGAAGAGGCUCAAGGCCUUCACCCUCCUGACCCUCAUCAUCUUGUGCAACGGCUUCUUGUUCGGGCUGAGGAACGUUUGGCAACUGACCUUCCAUGUGUCUGUGGCCUGCCUCUCCACAGCCCUCACCCUCACCAGGAAACUGCAGGACAGGAUGAGUGACUGUGGCGUCUGAGAGCCGUAAUGGCCGCCAGCUAACCCAGAGUGCAGGUGGGGAGAAGCACCCAUAUCAGACAUUGGAUUUAUUGCAAUAUAAAGGAAUGGAUGUGUUUUUGCUUUUUUGUUGGAAGAGUUGGUUUUGGUUGUGUGUUGACAGUGCACUGAAAUCAACGGUGUUGUCAUCAACUGGUGUGCGUGCGCGCGUGCAUGUGUGUGAUGUUUGACCUGAGAUGGCACACGUUGCCAAAAUGACAUGGUUUGGACUUUGUAGUCAUGAAAGUUGCCGUUGCCAGUACCAAGGGCUAAGUACCAACACAACUUAGGGCUAGGAGGUGAUAAAGGGAUUUUGAAUGGUAUCUUGACAAGUCUAGGCAUAGGUGAGCGGUGCCGUUGAUGAAGGUUGAACAGUAUUCCAUCCAAAUAAUUUCAGUUUUACUGAAACACCAGGCAAGGAGCCUGCUUUUAAUUGGUUUACAGGGUUAUGAAGCAACGUAGAUUGGUAGUAUAAGAUUUGCACUAGGAUUGUGUUUUUUUUUUUUUUUUAUUUAUUCCAUUUCAACUCAUCCAAUGCAAUUUUGUUAUUAAAAUCUUUAUUUGUCUUAUAAUGAUGUGUAAGUAAGUAGCUACAUACUUAUGUAAUUAGUAAUUUUGUAAUUUUGAUAAUGUUUCAUGUAUAACUGUUUGUAGAUGAAUUUGCAAGAGGUCUUAAUACUCCUUUAAUGGUAUAACUCAGUAUGCCUAAGCUGGUGUGUUUGUGGCUGACAUAAGCUCAACUAGUUUAGAAUAGCUUUUGCACUUAGUCAUUGUUUACAAUAUAUCAGUCUCUGAUAGCGAGGUUUAUAAUUUGUUAUUGUGAUUGAACGUUUAUUUGAUAGCCCUGGCCUAUACGUCCCCUACUUUACCAUGUUUCUGUGGUCAGUACACAAUCAUGAAAAAAACCUGUGUGAUGACCCAUAGUACAGUUCUCUGAGGGAAGGCCAGAGAAGCUAGAUUACAAUGAUAUGUGGUAAAUAUUACUGUUGCAGGCAACUGUACAUGUAUGACCCUGUGUUGUGACAAUGGUAUUAAGUGGAAACACGGUUAAUAAUAUACAAUGUCUGUGCAGUUAACAAUGUGUAUGGCUUGGCAACAAUAUUGAGCAGUGAACCGUUUUAAUGUCAUGUCUUCUCUUUGCUACAAAGAUAGAUUUUGUUUGCUGAAGAUCAGUGCAGCUCAGAACAUUGAUAUCCAGAGGUGGACUAAGUACACAAUUCCCUUACUUAAGUGAAAGUAUAGAUACACCUUGUCAAAUAUUACUCCAAUACAAGUGAAAGUUGCUAAGUCAGAUUUUUACUUAAGUUGAAGUACAGAAGUAUUUGCUUUUAAAAAUACUUAAGUAUUCAGAAGUACAAGUUGUCCUUUUUUAUGUAUUGUAAUGUAAUGUUUAUUUGGUCAGUAAUAGGGUAUACAUCCUUUGGUCAGUCAUAGGACUUGAACAGACCUUUAGUUCCUUACAUCCAACAAAAACAUUUGGCCUAUUUUCAUAACUUUGCAACUGUUUAAAUGGAUGCAACAAUAUAAUUUAAAUAAAGGUUGAAUUCACAAAUCUAAAACAUUUUCACCACUAAACACAAAACCAGAUAACUCAAUUAUGAGUAGUAGAUUAUUUAUCGUUUAAUGAUGUACACUAAACAUCUAGCUAUGUGGUGAAUGUCAGGUGAUUUCAUUCCAAUUUCACAAUUAUCUUGGAGGAUAGCCUGGUUAACACCACCACUUAUCAAAUCUCAUUUGCUAACAGGUUUGUCUGGGUUCUCCCAGACUAUAUGGACAAUGUUCUGAUGAAGAAUCUGUUGUCAACAUCAUUACCAUAGGCAAUUCAGCUAAGUUCAAAUUGGACUAUUGAAAAAAAUGAACUUCAAGAUUGUUUUUCGCAUUAUUGCAUUCAAAGAAUCAAAUGUGGUUAAAAGUAACAAGUAGGCUACUCAUGCUAAUAUUUCAAAAAUAGUGGAGUCAAAAGUACAGUAUUUGCCUUUCAAAUGUAGUGGAGUAAAA